CAACGCAUUCCGCAUCGCAAUCGGUGCGUCUCCCACGUCGUACAGGAACGCCAAGUAUCACCACCCACCCGAAACAGCCAUGAUUCCUGAGAUCUUGGAUGCCCAGUCGGUGAAUCGACGUCGUAAUCGGCAACAUGGGCACGCUGUUCCAAAAACAAUACUGCCUUAUGCAGACGUUUGGGCAUCGCGGACCGAAAGACAUGCACUGUUUGAUGCGGGCGCCUGACAGCCUCAGAUUCCAUGAUCCAUAUCAGAGGACUGGCGCCGCAGCGUCGCUGCUGGAUCCCGGAGAACGGCUUGGUGGGGACAAUGACGACGGGAGCUUGUUUCACGGCCAGGCAUGGAUGGAUGCGGCGGUUCGCAGCGAGCGAGUGGUGGUCAGGCCCGCCCGGCGCGUCGUCGCGAACUGGGACGGGCUAGGGCCCAAUUGCGUACUGGGUCUGAUUCCGAGGUGUGUUGGUAUUCUGUGUAGAGUGUUGAUUGCAGAUCGGGGCCUGACUGAGGCCACUUUCCCAACACUUGGGAGUGGGCGGUGGUACAGCAGUGGGAAUAGCACCGUGCAAGUCGACGCGAGAAGAUCAGACAAUCUUAUCGCAGGAUCACGGGGACGAUGGGGGUGAUUCCACCAACAGGAAGACUGGCAGGUGGGGAAGACUCGG
Molecule: messenger RNA, 659 nt
Organism: Paraphaeosphaeria sporulosa
Lineage: Eukaryota; Fungi; Ascomycota; Dothideomycetes; Pleosporales; Didymosphaeriaceae
Exons: 1
Coding region: 135-620 (161 amino acids)
Source: RefSeq, a predicted model, not a curated record